This is a messenger RNA of Colletotrichum godetiae, 1518 nucleotides long. RefSeq lists its product as uncharacterized. NCBI's taxonomy places the organism in Eukaryota, Fungi, Ascomycota, Sordariomycetes, Glomerellales, Glomerellaceae. The transcript has a single exon. The record is from RefSeq and is a predicted model, not a curated record. Bases 1 to 1518 code for a protein of 505 amino acids.
AUGCCUCGCAACCCAUUGGUUUCGGAGAUGGAAUGCGCCUGGGCUUCAAGUCGAGACAACUUUACUGUACGUCGUCUUUUCAACUCUGACUUAUACAUCAUUGAAUACACCAACUCCAAGAGCAGGAACUCAGCAACAGUAUCAUCCAACCGUAAGUCAACACCAACCUCGUCACCACCAUCUCUCCGGCCUAGUACUUACCAGAAACCACUGCAACAGAACGGCCUGUUCAACACAAUGGACGGCUUCAGAGAGACUGUAUUCAACGCCGUCCAAUCUCUGGCCAGUAGAAUCCCUCAACGGGCUAAAGACUUUAUAUGCGGGUGCCUAGACGACACGUCCCUCUUCCACGUCACCUACGUCCUCACCCCUCUCUUCGGAUCCUAUAUCACAGGCAAUGUCUUCGUAACUACAGCAAUCUUAGUCUUUAUUACAGAGAAAACAAACCACCCAUUGAUCUUUGGCUUCUUCUUACUCCUCAAUUACGCGAAUCCGGAUGUCAUCGAUCAAGUUAUCCUGACUGUGGGACACUCGUUGACUGCGAUUUGGGUUGAUGCAGUGCUGUUGGGAUUCAUUCUCUCAAUUCACUUCUUUCUCUCAACGAGACGGUUUCCGCGGAAAAAUUGGAUUGAUACAUGGGAGAUUAUCUCCUUCGUCAUCAAUGCGAUUGUCUACCUCACCCUUUGGACUCCGAAUCACUUCCCCGACACGCAAAAUUCGGCUUUUACGGCUCUUUCCGACGAGGGCGUCCCGUUCCAGAUGACGUGGUCCCACUACGCCUCUCUCAUCCUACUUCUCCACGAGGGGAAUGCCAUGUUUGAGGAGUUCGUCUCACGAACUAAGCUCGGUGCCCGGGAAACUCCCAAGAGUGGGAGGUAUGAGUGCUUCACUAGGUUGUGGUAUGCUCUUCGCUUCUGGAGUUGGAGUGUAUUGAGUCGGGCGACGGGGUAUCUUUCUGUUGCGAUUGUUUGGGAUGCAAUGAGAAGGUUGAUCUUCGGGCAGUGUGUUCCCGUGGUGGUGAGUGGGUUGUUGUAUGCGAUAUUACUUUUUGGAGUGUUGGCUUUUGCGGUGCGGUGGGUGUGGGGACGGUGGAAGGGGGUGGAGGAGGGUGGUGAGAUGUUUAGGCUUCGGGGGGAUUUUGAGGGAUAUGAGAGUGAUGAGAGCAAUGAGGAGGAGCAGGAGGAUGGUCACGACGACGACGAUGAUGGUGAUGAGGACGAUGACGAAGAGGAUGAUGAUGAUGAUGAUGAUGAUGAUGAUGAUGAUGAUGAUGAGGAGGAGGAGGACGACGACGACGACAGAGACAACUGGGAAGAUCAAUCUUAUUAUGGCAAGGACAUUUACAAAGUCUCAGAGGUCAGAGAUCCGAUCAACUACUGGGGCUGGCAGUCUGACCGCGAAGAAGAAGACUCUCACGAACAACAUAACGAAAUGCAGGCCAUCACCGUCGGAGAAGGCGGUGCAACAUCCGGCGACGAUGUUCCUCAAGGCGACCUUGAGCACGUGUCAGCCUUUUGA